AUGGGACAAGUUGCUCCUAAUGCUAUUGUAAGUCCUUAUAUUAGUGUAGGAACAAGUGUACUUUCCGAAACAAACGAAACAUUGGCAUUGCCGACUUCUCCAACAGAACCACCAAUCGCCACCCAACAAAACAAAGCAUCCCAUCGGCUUCCUCUCUCACAGCAUAUAGAAGAUUUCAAACCUCGACCCUUUCUCUCUCUAAAAAUCAUAUCCACGAAAGGCUUCACCAUCUUCGAAGCCCCAAGAUCAGCUAGUGACAUAGCACAAUGA
Molecule: messenger RNA, 270 nt
Organism: Ilex paraguariensis (yerba mate)
Lineage: Eukaryota; Viridiplantae; Streptophyta; Magnoliopsida; Aquifoliales; Aquifoliaceae
Source: the annotation of a GenBank genome assembly